UUAUGCCCCUUCGCCUUUCCUCAUCUAUCAUUUUCUCACUCUUAAAUACCAACAACCUUUUCCCCCCUUUCUUCCAAAACUCUACUCUAAUGGCGAUCGCUUCUUCUUAUUCUUCUUCCUCCUCUUCUUUCUGCUCAGUUUUCUCCUGCUCCUUAUUCGUUAUGGUGAUGUCCGCCGCCUUGGCUGCUUCGCAGCCGCCUCUCGGUUUGUUUGAGCAGGAAGGUGUUUAUAGGGUUUUGGAGGCUGUGAACCCUGAGAUUCCAUGGCGGUCUCUCUUCCCCGACGAUCUCUGCUCCUCCGCCCCGCACGGCGUCGUUUGUGACGAAGGAGAUGAUGAUGAUAGUGGCGGUGUCUCUCACGUUACUGAGCUCAACUUCGGCUACGUCUCCGAUUAUACACCAAACCCGCCCUGUAGUCCUAAAGCUACCAUCCAUAGUUCGCUUCUCGCUCCCUUUACGCAUCUCCGGAAGCUCUUCUUCUUCCAAUGCUUUACGGAAGCUCCUGUUUCCUUUCCGGAUUUAUCUUCCCUUGUCUCGCUUGAGGAGGCGGUGUUCGUGGAAAAUCCGGCGUUGUAUGGUUCGAUCAGUGGCGACAUUGGCCGUUUGAGAAGCCUGAGGAGGUUUGUUCUCACCGGAACCAAUGUUUCUGGAGAAAUGCCGGUAGGGUUUGGGGAUUUAUACAACGUGGAGCAAGUCACUCUCUCGAGGAACAAACUCAGUGGCUAUGUCCGGACAAAUUUCCAGGCGUUAAACAGGCUGAGAGUCCUUGAUCUGAGCCAGAACCAGUUCUCCGGCGCUGUCCCGGUUUCAAUCGGAAACCUAACUCAGCUCCUGAAACUCGACCUCAGUUUCAACCAAUUCUCCGGGAGAAUCCCGGAAACUCUCCGCUUCUUAAACUCGCUAGAGUUUCUCGAUUUGAGCUACAACAGGUUCACCAAUUCAGGGAUUCCGGCGUUCAUCCCGGCGAUGCGGAAACUGAAAGAGGUAUAUUUGAGCGGGAAUAACUUGGGAGGGGUAAUUCCGGAAAUAUGGGAAAACAUGGGAGGUCUUCAGGGAAUAGGAUUAUCAAGGACUGGACUUGUUGGGAAUAUUCCAGUUUCUAUGGGCAUCCAUUUGAGAAAUGUGUGUUAUUUAGGUUUGGACAACAACUAUCUGGAAGGGACAGUACCUGCGGAGUUUGGAGCAUUGGAGUUUGUGAACGAGUUAAAUUUGGAGAACAAUAAUCUGAGCGGGAAAGUCCCAUUUUCUGCUGAAUUUGCCCUCAAGGUCGGUGAGAAGUUGAAAUUACACGGCAACCCUCUUCUCUGUGUGGAUGAAGGUCUAAGAUCUGCUAAAGUUAGUGGCAGUUUGGAAAACCUCAAAUUAUGUAGUAGACAUUAUCUUCCCAAAUCUGCACCUCUUUCCAACUCCUCUCCAGUCUUACACUCUUCCACUGCUUUCCUGAUCAUUGGGAUUCUCUGUCUCUUUUCUUAGGGGUAAAUUUGUCAUUUCACCCUUGGAAGGUGAUUACAAGAACACUUCAAUUCUAUGACAUGUUAGAUAGGAAAUUUUUGGAUUUGUAUUUUUUUUUUUGGGUAAUUAAUGUAAUGAUAAGUGCAUGUAUAUGAAUGUUUUAGUAGCAGAGAACUCUGUUUUGUUCAUUUUCAGGUACAAUGAUGCUUUAGUACUGAAACUUUGACGCCUGCCAUGCUUUUCUUUCACUUUCUCAUGUAAAAUCAUCUUUGUUGAACUGCUUCAAAGCAAUCAAGAAAUUCAGCUAUUAUAGUGCUUUGAGCACUAA
Messenger RNA from Ipomoea triloba (trilobed morning glory), 1779 nucleotides. Its product is annotated as piriformospora indica-insensitive protein 2. Bases 3 to 1472 code for a protein of 489 amino acids. Lineage: Eukaryota; Viridiplantae; Streptophyta; Magnoliopsida; Solanales; Convolvulaceae. The transcript has a single exon. Gene Ontology annotation, molecular function: protein binding. The record is from RefSeq and is a predicted model, not a curated record.